Messenger RNA from Adineta ricciae, 1659 nucleotides. NCBI's taxonomy places the organism in Eukaryota, Metazoa, Rotifera, Eurotatoria, Adinetida, Adinetidae. The record is from the annotation of a GenBank genome assembly.
AUGUUUGUUAUUGCGAUCAGCAUACGCAAUCAUAAGAGAUUUGCGGAAUUCACUGCUGUUUCGUUUCUUCUAAUAACAACAUUAACAAACAAUAAGAGAAUAAAAUGGAUAUUGAAUAUACAACAAAAUCGAGAAAAACGUAAUCGUUCGUAUGAUGUCGAAAUAACGCGUGAACAGUAUCAAACGAUUGCCAGAAAGCAGUCGAAUGCAUUAGAAUUCGAUGCGUUCGUUGACGUUUUGCGUCCAUUUAUAAUGGGCUUCUAUGAAAACGGUGAACUGGAAACCGCUUUUCGAAGAUUAGAUUCCGAUCGUUCGGGUACAAUACAUUUAGACGAACUAAACAAUUUCUUGCCAAUCUUGAACGAUUCAGUAAAUAAUCAGGCCUUACAAGACUAUGUAAGAAAAGUCGAUGAAAAUUUCGAUGGAACAAUGAAUUACGAUGAAUUUCACAAUCUUGCAGAUCCUUUGGGGCAAUUGCCUACAAUGGAACCGAAUCUCAAUUCAAACAACAAACGUGCAGCACCUGAUGGAAACGAUGAUGCGGAUAAUAAUAACAACAACAAUAACAAUAAUAAGAGAUCACGAACGAACCGAGUCGACCUAAGAUUUCUGUUAGCGUCACGAGAUGCUGGUGCAAUAAUUGGCAGACAGGGGAAGAACAUUCAGAUGUUACGAUCCAAGUAUAAAACCAUCGUUCAAGUGCCAGAUCAAGAUGGACCUGAGCGCAUAUUGACUAUUGCUGGUGAACUUGAGCCAUGUCUGGAUUGCCUUACGGAUGCAUUAGCUACUAUGGCUGAGAAUCAGAAAUUACGUCAGGACAUAAGUGAAUUGCGUGUUCUUGUUCAUACCUCACAAGCAGGCGCCGUUAUUGGAAAAGGUGGUGAACGCGUAAAAGAAUUAAGAACUCGACAUGGCCUCGAAUUGAAAGUCUUUAGUGAUACUUGUCCCGAUUCCACUGAUCGAGUCAUUCUAUGUCGUGGUGAACAGCGAGCUAUACUCAACUGUCUUCGAGAUAUUUUCACACAAAUUGAUAAAAUUCCGCCUCGUGGCCCAAUUCAUCCAUAUGAUCCUUCCUGUUACUCCGAACAACAGAUUCACGGUUACGGCGGCUUUGCGCACGAUGAAACUAGUAUGUACGGUGAUCGACGCGGUCGCGGCGGUGGAAGCAAUGGAAAUGGAGGUAGCGAUGGAGGUGGAUUUCGUGGCUACGAUCAAUGGGAAAUGAAUAAUAUGCGAGGUGGUGGUAUGUACAAUGAUGACUAUGGUCGUCCGCCUAACCAUAGUUUCUAUCCUCCUUCUGCACCUGCACCACCGCCACCACCACCACCACCGCUGCCACAUCAUCAGAUGAUGAUGGGCGGCGGUGGUAAUAGCGGCCAUGGUCCGAUCCGUCCAAUGAUGAGUUCCUACGAUCAAUCACCCGACACUGAAACGCAACAAGUUACAAUUCCACAUGAACUUGCUGGCGCUAUUAUUGGCCCACGCGGUACACGUAUCUCCCAAAUCCGUCAACAAUCAGGUGCAUCAAUUAAAAUCGAUGAUCCACUACCGGGUACAAACGAUCGAAUCAUUACUAUUGUUGGUGCUCGUAAUCAGAUUUCUCAAGCUCAACACCUAUUACAAACAGCUGUUCGACAAUCAGGUCUUUAUCCAGGAUGA